AUGUACGCGCCUAGCGGGUUUAUGGCGGAACGUCUUAUCACGCAAAUUGGGUACAACCCGAGCAAGUGCCGGUACUUCGUACCAGUGCUAAAACGGUGGAACACCAUCCCUUGGAUGCGCCAACCCCUCCGAGGUACCCGAUUGCGCCUGCUCCUGCACCAACGGCGUCACUUUCAACCAGCCUCUCUCCCGAGCUCUUCUGGUCCGAUGAUUCCCAACAACUGCCAGGCGGACAAGGAAGCAUGCCUCUUACGCGAGCAGGAAGCCAUUGCCAAUCUCAACGAACAAACGAAAACUUGCAAUGCACGCGAGGAAAUGCUGAUGAACCAGCUCAAUGAACAAACGACAACGUGCAAAGCGCGCGAAGACCUCUUGACAGCCCAGUUCAACACAGCAAACGCCGAGUUACUUCUCAAACAGCAACAGCAACCCAAGUGCGAUGCCAUGCUCGCCGAAGAGAGCAUCCGACGAGCACGCCACUUCCGGUACCAAGGGUGCUACACCGAGAGCAGAGACCGCGUGUUGGGAGGGGAAAAAAGACUUCCGAUUCCGCGAUGA
Bipolaris zeicola 26-R-13 is the source of this 558-nucleotide messenger RNA. RefSeq lists its product as uncharacterized. NCBI's taxonomy places the organism in Eukaryota, Fungi, Ascomycota, Dothideomycetes, Pleosporales, Pleosporaceae. The record is from RefSeq and is a predicted model, not a curated record. Bases 1 to 558 code for a protein of 185 amino acids. The transcript is spliced from 3 exons.